This is a messenger RNA of Astyanax mexicanus (Mexican tetra), 2299 nucleotides long. It is a transcript of the gene rasgef1bb, whose product is annotated as RasGEF domain family, member 1Bb. Gene Ontology annotation, biological process: positive regulation of GTPase activity; Ras protein signal transduction. The coding region runs from base 304 to 1761 and encodes 485 amino acids. The transcript has 13 exons. Lineage: Eukaryota; Metazoa; Chordata; Actinopteri; Characiformes; Acestrorhamphidae. The record is from RefSeq and is a predicted model, not a curated record. Gene Ontology annotation, molecular function: guanyl-nucleotide exchange factor activity. Gene Ontology annotation, cellular component: plasma membrane.
CGCGGUUCCUCCAGCAGUCAGUGAAACACUGGAUUAACCUACGGGACUAACAAUGGAAGUUCCUGCGCUGCGGGUUUAACUUUCUCAGCGUAAAUAUUCGCGAUUUUACAGAAAAACAGAGGCACGGGCUACAUAAAGAGACUGUUAGGAAGCGAGAGAAGUCGCUGUUUUAUAUAUUUUAUCGUUUUGUAAAGAGAAAUCUGGACGGGAUUGGGUUCUGCAUCGGUUUCGCUUUUUUUGUUGUCGAGGAUCUUUCCCGUCCGCCCACACGUUACACGUUACUCUACAAGUUACUGGACCAGAAUGCCCCAGACCACUCCCUUCUCAGCCAAGAUCAUCCCCAACCCUUACGGCAGCGGCCACUCGCACUACACACCCGUGGAGGAGAGCUAUGGAGGUCUGGUCUAUCACGACAACAACCUCGUCUCCGGCUCUCUGGAGGCUCUUAUACAGCACCUCGUCCCCACAGUGGAUUAUUACCCGGAUAGGUCGUACAUUUUCACCUUCCUGCUGAGUUCCCGUCUCUUCCUGCAUCCGUUUGAGCUGAUGUCCCGGGUGUGUUAUUUGUGUGUGGAGCAUCAUAGAGUGGGCGACCCACAGAUCGAUAAGAAACGUAUCAGAGACAUCGCUCCGAAGAUCGUGCAGCUGCUGACGGAAUGGACAGAGACGUUUCCCUACGAUUUCAGGGACGAGCGAAUGAUGCGCAGCCUGAAGGAGAUGACCCACCGGCUGGCCUUUGGGGAUGAGUUAUCCCGGAGAGCCAUGCAGAGACUGAUCCAGCGCCUCUUACGCAAGCUCACCAUCCUGGGUCAGUACGAGGAGUCUCUGGUGACGUCUGGCACGGCGGCGGCGGCGGCGGCAGCAGUGGCAGCGGCGGCGGCAGCGGAGAAGCCGGGUGGUCUGAAGGUGAAGCAGCACGUGGUGCGCAGGGAGGACAGUGUGCUGAACUUGUGUGACGACCCCUUCAUCCUUGCCCAGCAGCUCACGCACAUCGAGAUGGAGAGACUCAGUUAUAUCGGUCCUGAGGAGUUCGUUCAGGCCUUCACUCAGAAAAGACCUUCUGACAACCAUAAGAGUUUCUUCAGCAAGCGGAGAGCCAGCAACUUGGAGGCUUAUGUGGAGUGGUUCAAUCGGCUGAGUUACCUGGUAGCCACUGAAAUCUGCUUGCCAGUGAAGAAGAAGCACAGAGCUCGGGUCUUGGAGUUUUUCAUCGAUGUGGCGCGAGAAUGCUUCAACAUUGGCAACUUCAACUCUCUGAUGGCCAUUAUAACUGGGAUGAACAUGAACCCUGUGUCCAGGCUGAAGAAGACCUGGGGCAAAGUCAACACAGACAAGUUUGAGAUACUGGAGCAUCAAAUGGACCCGUCCAACAACUUCUACAACUACCGCACCGCCCUGCGGGGGGCGACACAGAGAUCUGCCACUGCUCACACCACCAGAGAGAAGAUUGUUAUUCCAUUCUUCAGUUUGUUUAUUAAGGACAUUUACUUCCUGAACGAGGGCUGUGCCAGCCGAAUGCCCAACGGACACAUCAACUUUGAGAAAUUCUGGGAGCUGGCGAAGCAGGUGAGCGAGUUUCUGUCGUGGCGGCAGGUGAUCUGCCCGUUCGAGAGGGACAGGAAGACCCUGCAGUACCUCAUCAGCGUCUCGGUCUUCACUGAGGACGAGCUCCAGCUGGCCUCAUACGAGAGCGAAGGUCCAGAGAACAACCUGGAGAGAGACACUCGCCGCUCACUCAGGUCGUCGCUCAGCAGGAUGUGAGGGUUUCGGUUCUGAUGUUCUGACCCUGAGUGAUGAAGAGGAUGCUCUGAGAGGAAGCUGCACACUGACGACAGACGUCUCGUCUCUCUGUAUAAUAAAAGACCUGUAUAAUGAUUUUCCUCCUCCGCAGUGAAGGACAUGAGACUGGAUUCUCAUCACAGCUCCCGUAUUAUGUUGAAAUAAACCCACUCAUACUGUACCUCAUGUAAAAAUGAUUUAUGUAAAAAUAAGCUUGGUUUUUGAGUAUCGUGGGCGUAUCUCUUUUUUGUGCCGGAUGAAAGAAGAACGUGUCGCUGGCUGACCUCUUCUUCUGUUUUGCUCUAUAAGCUUUCUUGUGUAAUUUUCUGUGUUUUCCUUUUUUGUACUUGUAAAAAAAUAAAGUUCUAGGUUUGUGCGUGAGUGAGAUUGUAUAGAGUGUGUAACUGUAUCAUUUAUAUAAAUGUUUUUGUAUGGUUUUUGGUGACCUGAUGUACGUUUAUAUGUUUAUAGUUGGAGAAUAUUGCCUUAUAAACUUAUAAAGAAACUCUAACACAACCGA